GCGGUGUCAGAUCGUUUCCCGCCGGGUCACAAGAUGGUGGACGAGUUAGAGGACCUGGAAGACCUGAUCCAUGUCACGGUGGGCGACCUCCCGAACCGGGGCUACGGGGUGAUGGAGGAGAUCCGGCGGCAGGGGAAGCUGUGUGACGUCACCCUGAAGGUCGGGGAACAUAAAUUCAGCGCCCACCGCAUCGUGUUGGCGGCGUCCAUCCCCUACUUUCACGCCAUGUUCACCAACGACAUGAUGGAGUGCAAGCAGGACGAGAUUGUCAUGCAGGGAAUGGACCCCAGUCUCCAUCGCAGCACCACUCCUGUCUCAGUGGUGCAGCCUCAGGACUUUGGCCUAGGACUGCAGCUCCCCCAUGUAGAAGUAAGUGCCCCCUCUUCCUCCCGCAGCGCGCUGGAGGCACUGAUUAACUUUGCCUAUAACGGGCACCUGGCCAUCGACCAGCAGAACGUGCAGUCCCUCCUGAUGGGCGCCAGCUUCCUGCAGCUGCAGAACAUCAAGGACGCCUGCUGCUCCUUCCUGAAGGAACGGUUACACCCCAAGAAUUGCCUGGGGGUGCGGCAGUUUGCAGAGACCAUGAUGUGCGCCGUGCUGUAUGAUGCCGCUAACCGCUUCAUCCAUGAACAUUUUGUGGAGGUCUCCAUGUCUGAAGAAUUCCUGGCCUUGGCCUUCGAUGAGGUCCUGGAGCUGGUCUCCAGAGAUGAGCUGAAUGUGAAGGCGGAGGAGCAGGUGUUUGAGGCCGCCCUGGCCUGGGUGCGCUAUGACCGGGAGCAGCGCGAGGUCUUCCUCCCUGAGCUCCUGACGAAGAUCCGGCUGCCCCUGUGCCGCCCGCAGUUCCUGACGGACCGGGUGCAGCAGGACGACCUGGUGCGCUGCUGCCAUAAAUGCCGGGACCUUGUGGACGAAGCGAAGGAUUACCACCUGAUGCCGGAACGUAGGCCACACCUCCUGGCGUUCAAGACCCGCCCCCGAUGCUGCACCUCCAUCGCUGGCCUCAUUUAUGCUGUGGGGGGGCUGAACUCGGCAGCGCAUUUCUACGCAGGUGAUUCUCUGAACGUGGUUGAAGUCUUUGACCCGAUCGCCAACCGCUGGGAGAAGUGCCAGCCAAUGACAACGGCUCGGAGCAGGGUGGGCGUGGCUGUGGUGAAUGGGCUCCUGUACGCCAUUGGUGGAUAUGACGGCCAAUCGCGGCUGAGCACUGUGGAAGUCUACAACCCCGAGACAGACACCUGGACCAAAGUGGGGAGUAUGAACAGCAAGCGGAGCGCGAUGGGCACGGUGGUGCUGGACGGACAGAUCUACGUCUGCGGAGGAUACGACGGCAACUGCUCACUGAACUCUGUGGAGACAUACUCGCCGGAAACAGACAAGUGGACCGUGGUGACCCCGAUGAGCUCCAAUCGCAGUGCAGCGGGAGUAACGGUAUUUGAAGGCCGGAUUUAUGUGUCGGGAGGACAUGACGGGUUACAGAUCUUCAACACAAUGGAGUAUUACAACCACCACACGUCCACGUGGUACCCUGUGGCAAGCAUGUUGAACAAACGCUGCCGGCACGGUGCAGCUUCACUGGGCAACAAGCUGUUCAUCUGCGGUGGUUACGACGGGUCGGCCUUCUUGAGCGUCGCAGAGGUUUACAACGCCAUGGCGGACCAAUGGUACCUCAUCACUCCCAUGAACACUCGGCGCAGUCGUGUCUCUUUAGUAGCCAACUGCGGCCGCCUGUAUGCGGUGGGCGGCUAUGAUGGCCAGUCUAACCUGAACUCUGUAGAAAUGUAUGAUCCCGAGACCAACCGUUGGACGUUUAUGGCCCCGAUGGUUUGUCAUGAAGGGGGCGUGGGAGUGGGCUGCAUACCGCUUCUGACCAUAUAGCGGUACGCCGGCCUCCACAGGAACAACUUCCUCUUAUGGGAAACGGGCUUGGCGUCUGUUUUUUAUUAAUGUGAACGUGAGGACCUUGAAGUAUGAGGUACCCUGGUGCUCGUGGCUCCUCCAUUGUGAUAUAUGCCUGUGUUGUCUAGAAGAAUGUAUGUAUUGACUCUCAGCCACAAGAGGGACCGCCAUGGGGUCAACCACAACCCCAAACUUACAAGGUUUCAUGAAGGAUUUUAUAAAGAUGUGUGAACUUGUUGCUUAUAGCUUCUGCACCAAAGUGAUCCGUGUGUUGUGCGCCGCGUCGUGCGCCGUAGUCUGACUGUCCGGGAGCUUGCAGUUAUGUAAAAAGUCACUUUCUUAAUCCUCGUUACCUAAUUGUGAUUAUAGUGCCAUAGCGUUACCUGGAACGAUGAAGGAACCCUCUAGCUCCACUCAUUCAUAUUCCUUCUGUCUGCUGCCAUUUUGCUUGUAACCCUCCUAGAUGUAAUUCCACCUAUUAAGACCGGUCUGUCGUAUAGAUGAUGCCAGAGCUUUGACCGUCCGUACAGUUAGAGAGGAGCCACUACUGAUGCAUUUGAGCAGAAACUUUUAGCAUGUCCUCUGAAAAAUAUUCAUACAGUUAGCAAAAAUUUUGCACAAUUUUUUUCAAAAAUGUAUCUUGAGUUUGCUUCUGUCCUCUAGUCAUUCCAGAGCUGUGUUCAGAACCUUUUCUGGUUGCUAUAUGUUUUUAUUUUCCACAUUGUACCAGUAGGAGGCGAUGGAGAGCGGUAAAGUCCUGCCGCCUGAGAAUUAGCAGCAACGUAACCUAUGGGAUGGGGGGGUGCUGCCGCCCCCCACCCCCGUUCCAUGUAGACAAUCUAGAACUGUCCCUUGUGUGUCACAUGUUUUCAUAGGGACACAGUGCAAUGAUGGGUGUUAUAGUCUGAGAGGCUGCAUUAAAUGUGCUGGGGACAACAUGGACCUUUAAGUUUUGCUGCAGGGAGAAUAUCUGGCUUUCUUCCUAAUUCCGCCAGCAGGGGGCGAUCUACGUGACCAGAUCUCAGUGUGCAGGAGUCGGCCUGCAUUUUCAAUUUGUGGUGGAAACGUAAGGUGCAUAUAAAGGGUUAACCUGGAGGAUUUGAUGAGCAGCCCCCCACACACCGUGGGCUGCAGGAAGACCCUGCCUGUCUGUGGUGGGGUUACAGUGUCCCAUAACAAGGUGGGAGCGGCUGUAUGUAUGUGAUACCCUGUGAUUUUGGGAAGCCCCCCUUCCACAGCGAGAUGCAGACUCUGGAGGGCGCUGUCAUAGAUUUAUUAUACAUAAGGAGGAAUUCUGGGUAGUUCUCCUGGCGCCUGUUGUCCACGUGUUACUUUAUGUUUAGUCUUGGGUUGGACGACGACUUUUGAUGGGUGUCCCGAUGACCAGGCGGCUGCUGCUUGGACCCUUUCCUUGGCAGGGAACCCAGUGCUCCAUACCUUCUCAGCGGCAGCUUCUUACAGAACAUCCCAUCUAAAUCAUGGGGCUGCCUAGAUCCACCAGUCCCGCUCCCUGCAGAGCCUGAUCGUUACCGGUUCUGCUUAUUGGCAGGGUCACGGCUGUAGCGGUGUCGCUGCUCGCUUUCCAGUUUUUCGUGUAGCUUUGGUCCGAGUGUCCCUACUUUCCUUCUCAUGGCCUCCUGUCAGUCCUGCUGAUCAGAACUCCUCGUUCUGUAACAAUAGUGGGGGACUGUGUAGUUAUAGGAAGACGGUAUAUUUCCCUUACGCCCAUGACGGCACCCUUGGGAGACCGCCUCCAUCCAGGACAGGAAACGGGAACUUUGGUGGAGAGCUCUUAAGGAGGAGCAUGGGCCCCUAGACCACCAGUUCCUGUCCUGUGGAGAGCUAGAUUUGGGCUGCGGGAGCCUCUGAGACACUCAUGAUGGGGGUUACCUGGUGCGGCGCCUGCAAAGUCUGGAUGCAUCAUCGGGCCGGCGUUCCUGGGCAGUCCCAGCAUAACCGCCACCUGCCUGGGCAACUUGCGGAGGGAGAGUUUUUUUGUUCUGUGUGAUCUGCUCACGAACUGGAAGUUGCGCAGCGCAACAUCCAGUAUUUGGAACGCACGUGGAUGUUCAGGCAGUGUGU
Molecule: messenger RNA, 3978 nt
Organism: Bufo bufo (common toad)
Lineage: Eukaryota; Metazoa; Chordata; Amphibia; Anura; Bufonidae
Gene: KLHL18
Product: kelch like family member 18
Exons: 10
Coding region: 34-1875 (613 amino acids)
Molecular function (GO): protein binding
Source: RefSeq, a predicted model, not a curated record